UCACUUUCUCAGGAGGAGAAAUGAAACCUAAACGCCACGGUAGGAGCUGACCUCUUUUUUUUUCUCUCUCUCUUUUUGUGAGGGGUUAACUUUUAUUUUGUAAACUUGCGUCGUUCCACAAUCGAUAUUUCUGCUAACAUAAGGAUCGAAAGAAGACGCCGAUCACUACGCUUGCGUACGAGCCACGUGCCAGACGUGUCCGUUGACAGCCAUGGAGCAAUGGCCGCGCCUUGAAUGUCCGUGGCGCUGCGAAUAGACCGGCCGCUGGCAAGGCGAUCCCUCCAACACCAGACAAGGACGCUGUUCUCCACAGGCACCUGCUGCGAUCCGCCUGAAGAUUCCGUCAAGAAACUCGUGCCGUGCUGAUGCUUGCUUGCCGCUUGAAGACACCGUUUCUGCCCAGUGAAAGAUGACGGUAAGCUGACUGAGCUGCCAGAAUCCUUGAUCGCUCGAUGGGAAGAGCGCGGACUGGAAAGAAGUUUCGCGUGGACAAGUUUAGCACAGCUUAGAAACGGGAAUUCAAGUCGCUGCUUCUGGAGAAACUGCAUAGGUCCGCCUGUCGAAGGGAGCGUCCUCUUGUAGCCCGUCAACCAGAUGAUCAGAGCCCGCCACGACAACAACGAAAGGAGCCAGCAUGUCCCUCCCGAUAUCGCAGCUAUACAAGGGCCCGCUGUUGCCGCCGCGAGACCUGCGGACUCUGAACUGGAAGCUUGCCGGCAACGUGCCAUUCAUCGCGACAGUAAUUUUGUGUUACAUCUACGUCGUCAAGUUCAUCGGGCCCAGGUUCAUGAAGGGGAGAGAGCCUUUCAAAUGCCUGCGGCCUCUCAUCAUGAUCCACAACGCAGCCAUGAUCUUGGUCAACGUGUACUUCUUGUUCGCCAUCGGAUCCCGUACUCACUUCGGCGGCGGCGCCAGCUUCUUUUGUCAAGGGCUCGAUCGCAGUGGUUCCGUGAACAGCUUCGAAGUUGCAGAUCUUCUCUGGUGGUACUUAAUGGUUCGUAUAAUCGACUUCCUGGACACUGUGUUCUUCGUACUCCGCAAAAAGGACUCGCACGUCUCUGUGUUACACGUCGGCCACCACGUCCUGGUCGUGUUCACUGGCUGGUUCGGCAUGACCUACGGGCCUGACGGUCAGGCCUUGCUCAUGAUUCAUGUGAACACAUUUGUGCACGUCGUGAUGUACACCUACUACUUCUUGACGCUGCUGGGACCACGCUUCCAGAGCUACCUUUGGUGGAAGCGCUACUUGACUCAGCUUCAGAUCGCCCAGUUCAUCUUCAUGCUGGUUCACGCGCCAAUACCCUUGUUCGUCGACUGCGGCUAUCCUUUGGCGCACGUGCUUGUCAUCAUGAGUCAAGUGGCCUUCUACUUUUUCAUGUUCGUGCGCUUUUACGUGCAGUCCUACCGGAAACGCUUGAAGAGUGCCUGAGUGAUCUUCCCCGCUUCUAUCGCGCCUGCUGCGACCAGUACCACUGCUACAGCUGUCUUUCUUCUUUCUUUUUUUUUUUAAUCGCGUUACGGUCCCGCAUUGUUGUGUGCGUUUUGGCCUCUGUGAGCUCGGACAUCGACCUUUGUGAUAUUAAAGCAGACCUGACAAAGUGCCGCGAAAUAGUCUUGCAUGAGAACAUGAUGAGUGGCAGUGCAUGCUCGGCGUACAACCCAUGAGAAAGUGAGCUGUUCAAAAGCUAGUUAACUACGGUUGACGCGAAUGGCUCGCCCACUCUCGAAGCUCGAAGGUCGCAAGUUGGAACAUUCUGUUGCUCAUCAAAUGCAUUCCUUGCUGCCAUCUUCACAGGAACCAAUGAUGCAUCAAGUUUUCAAAGAUAUGUCAUGAGUUUACGGAUGGUCGGUUUGCUAACGCAUUAAAAGAAGAGUGUGCAAACUACCAGGCUUUGAACCUCCGGAUGCCGGGGUAAGGAUGCGAUAAGCUGUCUGCACAAGUGGGCCCCUUAGCGUAGCAGUGCCAACAGAUGUCGGAAGAACGAAACUAUGCCGUGCUGAUCAUAGUUGGGCAGACUUCCUACACAAACCACAAAACAACAUGAAUUGCACAACCAGCUGCAGCUACGAAACAUUAGUUGUCAUGGUUGUUUACUGUCUCUGUGUGAGGUAUUUUCUUUUUGCCUUGCGCUUCUGCUUUUCACGGUGGACAACAACGCUGUGCUCUUGAAUCAUGUGUCUUGAACAGUGAAGUGGCCUCGAUGAUCGUUUCUUUGGUGCUGUGGGGGA
Dermacentor silvarum is the source of this 2229-nucleotide messenger RNA. Its product is annotated as elongation of very long chain fatty acids protein AAEL008004. Bases 635 to 1429 code for a protein of 264 amino acids. The record is from RefSeq and is a predicted model, not a curated record. Gene Ontology annotation, cellular component: endoplasmic reticulum membrane. Lineage: Eukaryota; Metazoa; Arthropoda; Arachnida; Ixodida; Ixodidae. Gene Ontology annotation, molecular function: fatty acid elongase activity. Gene Ontology annotation, biological process: fatty acid elongation, saturated fatty acid; fatty acid elongation, polyunsaturated fatty acid; very long-chain fatty acid biosynthetic process. The transcript has a single exon.